AUGUCAUCUAUAAUAAUAGAUGAUGAACAACCAAUAAAGAGUAAAGAAGAAGAAUCAAAUAAUACAACUUCACAAUCAUUACUAGAUAAUAUAGAGGAUAUACAAUCACCUACAAGUAGUGAUGAAUAUAAUAAUGACAAUGAUGAUGAUCUUUCAGAUAAUAGUGAUAAAGUUAAUAAUAAUAAUAAUGAUGAUGAAUCAAAUUGGUUAAACAUCAAAGUUGAAGAAGAAUGUUCAAAAUAUAUGUUAAUAUCUCAUUUUAUAACUAGAAUGGGUGAUAGAGGAUGGGAAUUUGUUAUACCAUUAAUAUUAAUUUAUAUAUCACCAAAUUCAUUAAUACCAACUACAUUAUUUGGUUUAUCUGUUACGAUUGUUAGAAUUUUAUUUGGUACUACAAUUGGUCAUAUGACUGAUAAUUAUAAGAAAUUAUUAGUUAUAAAAGUUGGAAUAAUUGGACAAUUAUUAUCAAUUGGAUUAUCAUGUAUAAUUCUUUUUAAACUUGUAAAUAUGAAAAAUGAUGAUCUUGAAACGAGAUGUUUAGUGGAUAAUAUAUUUUGUAGUGGAUUAUCAUCAUUUUUAUUUUUUGUAUUAUUAACUCUGGCUGGGACACAUUCAGUUUCUUCACUGAUUAUGGAUAUAUCGGUAGAAAGAAAAUGGGUACCUGCUAUUUGCAAAAAAACUCUAAGCAAAACAACUAGUAGAAUGAAACAAGUUGAUCUUUCAACUGAAGUUUUGGCUCCAUUCAUUGCUGGUUUAAUUGCAACUUUUUAUCAAUUGGAUAAAUUUACAGAAUCUUAUAAAUUGGAAAAUAAUAACUCAUCAACCAACCAUUCUUCAUCCUCUUCAUCCAAUUCAUCCUCUUCAUCUGUUUCAUCACAUGGACCAUUAUUUGUAUUUAUGAUAAUUGGAUUAUUUAAUUUCUUUUCAUUUGCACCACAAUAUUUCUUUUUACAUCGAGUAGAAUCAAUUUGUCGUCAACAUAGUUUUAAUAUUGAUAGUAAUUUAUCACAAGAAUUAAUAGAAUUACAACAACCAAAUAACCAGAUAAAUAAUAGUCAAGAGGAAAUGAUUAGUAAUGAUAUUGAUAUUGAAUUAUUGGAAUUAAAAAAAAGACAUAGUUUAAAACAAGUAAUCAUUGAAAAUAUUAUCAUUGGAGAAUGGAAUCCACUAAGAAAUAUUAUUAAAGGAUGGAGAACCUUUAUUCAACAAGAACGAGUCUAUCUGAUGAUACUUGCCUAUGUGUGUUUAUGGUUUACAUUGCUUAGUCCACAUGACCCCAUUCUCACAGCCUACCUUUCAACUCAUGGUUACAACUAUUUGGAUCUUUCCAUUUUCCGUGGUUUAGGUGCUUUGUUUGGUUUGGCAGCAACUUUUUCCUAUACACCGUUGAUGCGAAGAUUUGGUGGUCUAAACAACACUGCCACCUUUUACAUUUUCGAAGAGUCUGUUCUCAUCUUUUUGGCUGCCAUUUUAUUCUCUUGGAUAGAAUCUUCUUAUCCUGCCAAAUACAUAUUUUUGGUUCUUAUUGUACUGUCUCGAUGUGGAUUGUAUGGAUUUGAAAUAUGUGAAAUCAAUUAUGUUCAACGUGUCGUUCCCGAUAAUGUCAAAGGUAUUGUCAGUGGUUUUGAAAGUUCACUCACCAAUUUAGCAAUGCUCAUUAACUAA
This is a messenger RNA of Cavenderia fasciculata, 1665 nucleotides long. RefSeq lists its product as uncharacterized. Gene Ontology annotation, cellular component: membrane. Bases 1 to 1665 code for a protein of 554 amino acids. Lineage: Eukaryota; Evosea; Eumycetozoa; Acytosteliales; Cavenderiaceae. The record is from RefSeq and is a predicted model, not a curated record. Gene Ontology annotation, molecular function: iron ion transmembrane transporter activity. The transcript has 4 exons. Gene Ontology annotation, biological process: iron ion transmembrane transport.